Messenger RNA from Bombyx mori (domestic silkworm), 2368 nucleotides. RefSeq lists its product as uncharacterized. The transcript has 3 exons. Gene Ontology annotation, biological process: unsaturated fatty acid biosynthetic process. The record is from RefSeq and is a predicted model, not a curated record. Gene Ontology annotation, cellular component: endoplasmic reticulum membrane. The coding region runs from base 1317 to 2336 and encodes 339 amino acids. Gene Ontology annotation, molecular function: iron ion binding; stearoyl-CoA 9-desaturase activity. NCBI's taxonomy places the organism in Eukaryota, Metazoa, Arthropoda, Insecta, Lepidoptera, Bombycidae.
AACAGCCUCUCAAGGCUAUGAACAUGGAUAGAAAAAAAAUUUAAGUUGGCGAAAUAUUUUUUUCAUUGCUUAGAUGGGUGGACAAGCUCAUGGCUCACCUGAUCUACGUCUACGUCUGCUUUCACGCACCUAAAAUUCUCCGCCAUUGUUGUGCUCGGGUAAUUUGCAAUAUUGUGUUUAGUGUAAAAUGAAAUAAACAAAAGGCAAUAAAAUUUAAUAGUGAAGUAUUAAACAAGGAUGAGUUCAUCAGACAGUUCUUAUUCAAUUAGUAGUAGUUUAUUUAAAAAUUAAAAAACAGUUAAAUUGUUUAUUUACGAGUAUGGGGGGCUCUGCCCCCCCCCCCCCUACACCCUGCCAGGGCUUCGCCCCUGGACCUCACCGGGGCUUUGCCCCUGGAUGCCCACUAUGUACUAUUAAAUGCCCAGCGAAGCGGACGGGUACAGCCAGUUGCUUAUAAGUCUGUGGUCAAAUUGAGAAUAGAUUAAUCAUGGUUUGUUUUUAUUAAUAUUUCCGUUUAAACUGUAGUCUUUCGAAAUCUGUGAUUAUAAAAGUAUAAUAGUCUUUGACAAUAGAAUCAUAGCAGUGUACAAACUUAUAAUUUCAAUUUAAUUAUAGUCGAAUUUCGACUACCGGGGGAUCACUAGUACAAUAAUUUAAAAUCGCUUUACCCUAAACUCUAGUGUCGUAUAUAAAAACAAGAGGCAGCAUCCGACGACACGUCAUUCGACAACAGACAGCCAUCGGUCGAGUGUAAAUUAAUUAUAUAAGAAAAAUAAAUAAACAUUUAAUUUCCAAAGCAAUUAAUUUGCGAGAGAAAAAUAUAAAAGUCAUCAUAAAUUAUUAUCGCCAUUGUUAUAAUGGCUACGUUUGUUAACUAAUGCGGUGAGUACUUAAAGGUGAAUCGUUUUAAUAAGAAAGCCGUACAGUUUUUGUUAUUUUGGGGAUGGUUUAACGAAAAAUUUGAAGAUCUUCCACCGAGUUGAAGAUAUUGUUCGGUAGACCAUUGGUGCGGACAUUUUUUUCCCUACCUAUGCUGAUAGCCUUGAGAGGCUAUUUCAGCUUCUUGACGUGUAACACGGGGCUCAUACCUAACGACGUUGCUAACACGAACCCUAUCAAGAGCCGUGCUUCGCAGAAUCUACCUACGGAUCGGAAACGCGACCCGCUGAGAAGAUCCGGCGAGAAACUCAGUGGGGCUGUGUCUGGCGUCUUAUCUUUUGAACCGCGAUGUUUUCUUCGAAGUUUCUUUAUAAAUACGUAUUCACACGUCGUCUCUCAUUCCCCAGGAUAAUACAGACAUUUAUCGGACCCCGAUAAUGGAAGCGAAACAAAACAAUCUCGCACCGACCUUAGAGGAGGAAGCACAGUUCGAAAAACUUAUAGCGCCACAAGCUUCAGAUAGAAAACACGAGAUAAUCUACGCGAAUCUCAUAACAUUUGCUUACGGGCAUAUAUCUGCACUGUACGGCUUAUAUCUUUGCUUCAGUAGUGCGAAAUGGGCGACGAUAAUUAUGGCCUACGUCAUAUUGAUAGCGGCAGAGGUCGGAGUGACGGCAGGCGCCCAUCGACUCUGGACCCACCGGGCGUACAAAGCCAAGAGGCCACUGCAGAUCAUACUAAUGGUAAUGAACUCGUUCGCCUUCCAAAACUCGGCCAUCACUUGGAUCCGGGACCAUCGGAUGCACCACAGAUACAGCGACACGGACGCCGACCCUCACAACGCUACCAGAGGCUUCUUCUACUCGCACAUAGGAUGGUUGCUGGUCAGGAAACAUCCGGAGGUGAAGAGGAGGGGCAAAACAAUUGAUAUGUCGGACAUUUACAGUAAUCCUGUUUUGGUCUUCCAAAAGAAAUACGCGAUACCAUUCAUAGGAGCUGUUUGCUUUGUUAUACCGACUCUCGUACCCAUCUACUUCUGGGGUGAGACGCUGACCAACGCCUGGCACAUCACCUUGCUGCGAUAUAUCAUCAGCCUUCACGUGACCUUCUUGGUGAACAGCGCCGCUCACCUCUGGGGAACGAGGGCUUACGACAAACGAAUUUUCCCAGCGCAGAACCUGAUCGUAUCCCUGCUGGCGGUCGGUGAGGGAUUCCACAACUACCACCACGUUUUCCCGUGGGACUACCGCACGGCAGAACUGGGGAACAACUAUUUGAACUUGACCACGAAAUUCAUUGAUUUCUUCGCGUGGCUAGGGUGGGCCUACGAUCUGAAAUCGGUGCCGGAUAGUGCGGUCCAAAGCAGAGCCGCUAGGACUGGUGACGGUACGAACUCGUGGGGUUGGCCAGAGGAGGACGCAAAUGAAGACAUUCUUAAGCAAACUCCACCUUUAUAGAUGGCUAUUUGUCAUUAAAUUAUGUUCAUUGA